Molecule: messenger RNA, 1527 nt
Organism: Colletotrichum siamense
Lineage: Eukaryota; Fungi; Ascomycota; Sordariomycetes; Glomerellales; Glomerellaceae
Product: putative transcriptional regulatory protein
Exons: 3
Coding region: 1-1527 (508 amino acids)
Biological process (GO): regulation of DNA-templated transcription
Molecular function (GO): zinc ion binding; DNA-binding transcription factor activity, RNA polymerase II-specific
Source: RefSeq, a predicted model, not a curated record
AUGGUCAGCCCGAGUUGCUACUCCGACGGAAGACGAUAUAGCCGCCUGGAGCCACCUUACGUCUACUCUGACCGCCAGCAACGAUACUCGAGCACCUCCGAAGCGCGAACAUCGACCAUGACUGAACGAGAGCCCGAGACCGACACCCCGCCCCGCAAGCGCAUUGCUGUUGCUUGCGGCCGGUGCCGGAAGCGCAAGAUUCGCUGCAGCGGAGACGCCGGCAACGGAAUGCCCUGCCAGAAUUGCAAGGCCGCGGGUAUCGACGCCUGCCACUUCCUCCGUGUCGCCUCUCAAGAAGCCCCCUGGGUCCAACCUUCAGACCCGAGCUUCUCCUACGAGCUUAAGGCCGCACGAGCGUACCAGGCCGUCGGAGGCCACGCCCUCGCCGCCUCCCCGACGCACUACGCCUCCGAGAUGCACGACGGCCUCCCCCGCGCUCCGCAGCAUGGCGGCUACCCCACGAGCACCGCGGGAUACUCCUCCUAUGGCACCACUGGCAAGUACUACUCCUCCAUGCCCGCGAGCUGGACGAGCCCGGCCGCGUACCCCGCCGACGACGGCACCGGCGUCGACUACAGCGCCAUGGGAUAUCCGUCCUACCCGUACCACAGCCAGGACGCCUCCUACCUCUACCGCAUGACCGCCGCCAAAGCCCCCUCAAACGCGGAUCUCUACGUCAACACAGACGGCACGGGCUACGGCUACAGUUCCUCCGGCGCGGCCCUCGUCCACCGCCCCGCCGCAGCAGGAGGCGUCUCCCCGGCCGACGCGCCCAACUUCUCCCUCUCCAACGUCGCCGCCUCCCUCCCUCACACCUCCAGCGGCGGCGACCGUCUGCUCCCGAACCCCUCGCGUCUGCCCACCGCCAACGUCCUCGCCUACCGCCCCGACGGCUCCGCGGCCUCCUCCUACGCGACGUCGACAAAAUCCACCGGCAGCGGCUCCUCCAACAACCCUUCCCCGACCAGCGCCGUCUCCGAGGUCACCACGAGCUACGACGCCUCUCCGGUCUCCGCCUAUCCGCCCGCGCCGCACACCCUCCCGUCCAUGACACACCUCCACCACCACCACCAGCAACAGCACCGUCUCUCCAACGCCACCGCCGCCGACAUGGCCGGCUACCCCUCCUCCACAAGCAGCGCCGACUCCAUCUUCACCCCGUCCGAGACCUCCCUGCGCACUCACGGCUCCGCCUCCGAGCUGAGCUACAAGUACUCCGACGCCUCCUCCACAGGCUCCUCCGGCCGGCGCGGCAGCGGCGAGACGUCCGCCUCCUCGGGCUCAUCCGGCGGCGGCGGCGGCUCGCUUGCCAACGGGCAGACGUACACCGUUCCGACGCCCGGCUCCGCGAUGUACGCCACUCCCAUGGGCCACUCGCGCCACCACGUCAGCGCCUACGCGCUCCUCUCGGACGACGUCGAGGGGCAGCAGCAGCACCCGCACUAUGGACACCGCGAGCACCACCACCAGCAUCAGCAGCAGCACCCCUCGGGACGCCGGUCCGCCGGCAGCCUGUCUGCUUCCUGA